Galeopterus variegatus (Sunda flying lemur) is the source of this 1080-nucleotide messenger RNA. Its product is annotated as ankyrin repeat and BTB/POZ domain-containing protein BTBD11-like. The coding region runs from base 1 to 1080 and encodes 359 amino acids. The transcript is spliced from 3 exons. Gene Ontology annotation, cellular component: nucleosome. NCBI's taxonomy places the organism in Eukaryota, Metazoa, Chordata, Mammalia, Dermoptera, Cynocephalidae. The record is from RefSeq and is a predicted model, not a curated record. Gene Ontology annotation, molecular function: protein heterodimerization activity; structural constituent of chromatin; DNA binding.
AUGGCCAGGAGAGGUAAGAAGCCGGUGGUGCGAACGCUGGAGGAUCUGACGCUGGACUCGGGUUAUGGUGGCGCGGCGGACUCGGUGCGCUCCUCCAACUUGUCUCUGUGCUGUUCCGACUCGCACCCAGCGUCCCCGUAUGGCGGGAGCUGCUGGCCGCCUCUAGCUGACUCCAUGCACAGCCGGCACAACAGCUUUGACACCGUCAACACUGCCCUGGUGGAAGACUCCGAGGGGCUGGACUGCGCCGGCCAGCACUGCUCGCGGCUGCUGCCGGACCUCGACGAGGUCCCCUGGACCCUCCAGGAGCUGGAGGUGCUGCUGUUGCGCUCGCGGGAUCCCCGGGCAGGCCCGGCGGCCCCCGGCGGCCUGCCCAAGGACGCGCUGGCCAAGCUGUCGACGCUGGUGAGCCGGGCGCUGGUGCGCAUCGCCAAAGAGGCGCAGCGCCUGAGCCUGCGCUUCGCCAAGUGCACCAAGUACGAGAUCCAGAGCGCCAUGGAGAUCGUGCUGUCCUGGGGCCUGGCGGCACACUGCACGGCGGCCGCACUGGCCGCGCUGUCCCUCUAUAACAUGAGCAGCGCCGGCGGCGACCGUCUGGGCCGCGGCAAGUCCGCGCGCUGCGGCCUCAUCUUUUCCGUGGGCCGAGUGUACCGCUGGAUGGUGGACAGCCGCGUGGCGCUGCGCAUCCACGAGCACGCCGCCAUCUACCUGACGGCCUGCAUGGAGAGCCUCUUCCGGGACAUCUACGCGCGGGUCGUGGCCUCCCGGCUGCCCUGGAGCUGCAGCGGCCCCGGCCCGGGCUCCAGCUCCCGCUUCGGCUCUUGCCCCAGCGCGGGCCCCGCGGCGGGGAAGGAGGGGGGAUUUGCAGCCGCCGCGGCCGCUGCUGCGCUUCAGUGCAGGGUGGGCAGGCGCCGACCGAGCAGCCGGCUGCCCGCGGAGCUGCUGCUGCGGCGGCGGCUGGGGCUGUCUCCGUCCUGCGGACGAGGAGACGGCGCCCGGAGGCUUCUGCGCCUAGCUGGGCCCAGGGAGGAGCGGCGGCGAAGGCUCAGGGAGGCAGCCGAAAGUAGUAACACUUGGUAG